Ostrinia nubilalis (European corn borer) is the source of this 1819-nucleotide messenger RNA. RefSeq names its product synaptosomal-associated protein 29 (gene Snap29). Gene Ontology annotation, biological process: synaptic vesicle fusion to presynaptic active zone membrane; synaptic vesicle priming; exocytosis. The transcript has a single exon. The record is from RefSeq and is a predicted model, not a curated record. Gene Ontology annotation, molecular function: syntaxin binding; SNAP receptor activity. NCBI's taxonomy places the organism in Eukaryota, Metazoa, Arthropoda, Insecta, Lepidoptera, Crambidae. Gene Ontology annotation, cellular component: plasma membrane; SNARE complex. The coding region runs from base 168 to 992 and encodes 274 amino acids.
UGAUGUCUUGUGUGUGUGUGUGUGUUGACUUGUCAGGGGCGUACGUAAAAAAAACUAGGGAAAAGGAAAUUGAAUUAACAAAGAACAUUUCUGUCUUUGUGUUUUCUACGCUGUAAAAUUUAACGACUCUUUCAUUGCUAGUGUUGUGUGUGAAUCAGUGAUAAGAAAUGUCUGGACACAAAUACAUCGGUAAUACUAACAACUUGUUCGAAGAUGACGACGUCGACGACGAAACUUUUGUUAACAGUUACCGUCCAAGGAUCCCAGCUUCUCAACCUAAACCAGCUCCGACAUCGUAUGGCGGGGGCCACAUAGCAGAACUAGAACGACAAAGACAAGCCAUGAUGGAGAGGCAACGCGAGAUUGAACAACGUACUCUAGAUUCCUCGUCCCGCAGUGUAGGCCUCUUGCGUGAAUCAGAGCAAAUUGGGAUAGCGACAGCAGAGGAACUCGCCCGUCAGCGCGAGCAACUUCAAACCACCAACAAACGACUCGACGAGAUUAACACGAACCUCACAUACAGUCAGAAACACCUAAAUGGUAUUAAAUCUGUAUUCUAUGGCCUAAAAAACUACAUUUCCGGUAAAUCGGACUCGACUCCUCCCCGAAGUCAAGCCUCUCCUGAUGCGAGGGGCUCUGAAACAAGAGGCUCUUCAAUAAGUGGUCUAGAGAGCACUCUAAAUAAUUUAUCUAGUACUAUAACUAGUGAAGAUAGGUUCAAUGCACACCCGUCAGCUCGACUGCGUGGCUUGGACGAAGGUAGCUCCUCUGCUGGGCAAGUAACUGAUAGUAAACGGAUCAACGAUAUGCUGGAUGCUAACUUAGAUGAAAUGCUCCACUCCAUAUCCAGGCUCAAAGGCCUCGGUGUUGCCCUCGGUGAUGAAAUUGAACAGCAGAAUGAGCUUAUAGACACUAUCCAAGACAAAGUAGAGGGAGCAGAUAUUAAAAUUGGAAGUCAAAACAAACAGAUGAAUAAACUGCUUGGAAAAUAGCUAAGAAUAUAUUUUAUGUAUUGUGCAUAAACAUAUAGGGUGUCAGAAUAGCAACAUGUUGGUUUAUUGUGUGGUUGUUUGCUUGUUAAGACAUUCCCAAGCAAUAUUUUAUAACAUUUUCUAUAAUAAUUGUAUAAUAUGUAUUGAAAAUAUUUUUAUUUUAGAGAAAAUUUAUUUUCUGGCUAUGUUUAGUUUACAAGUUAUUUUGGUGGUUUUGUUAUACUAUUAGUUUUUAAGAAAUAUAAAUUUAAUUGUUCUAAACUGUAUUAUAAUGAAAUUUAGUUCUACUCAAGCACCUUAAUAACUAUGUUUUAAAAGUACAUACUCAUCAUUAUUGCAUGCAUAGUAUCCCUUCAACAUAAUAUUCUUUACAUAUUUUAGUAUUAAAUGUAUAAAAGAAACAAGGGUUAUUUCAUUAUGUUCACUUUACUAGUACCUACCACUUUGUUUAUGUAAAGUUCUGAAGAGAGAGAUGGUUGACCUUAAUUAUAGGGAAUUAUUAUUAAAAUAUAGGCUACAUAGUUUGAUCAACAUUGUUUUUAAAUGUUAGUGUAACAAACAAACAACAUUCAACCAUACUUAAAAAAAUACUGAUUUGCAGCAUACUGUUAAUUACUCUCCCUAUCUGAUCCUCAACCCAAUUUUAAUGUUUGACUGUUUGAGCACUAAAGUUGUUACAUCAGAUCAUUAAAACUUUACUCAUUAUUAUCCAAAUAGAGUUGGCCUUGUUAGUCUGAUAACACUGUAACAUUUACUAAAUAUUUAAUUUUUGAACUAAAUUCUUGUAAAUGUGUAUUAUAAAUUAAAACAACUAUUGUUUAUUCUAA